GUCGAUGUUACGCCAAAGACUGAGGCUGCAGAUUGGCAGAAUCUACUUUUCACGCAUUCACCAUGGAAAACAAACUCACCAUUACUCUUUUUCUCCUAGGACUGAUCCUUUUCAAGCUCCUGAGGAACCGACUGCGACUGUCGGGCAUUCCGGGGCCAUGGCUGGCGGCCUAUACGCGACUGUGGAAACUUCAUAAUGUGUGGCAAGGACAGCAUCAUCAUACGGCUUUGGCGCUGCACCGGCGAUAUGGGCAUUUGGUACGGAUCGGUCCCGAUCACAUCUCGGUUAGCGAUCCUAAGGCCAUCCCGAUCAUCUACAGUGUCAAUAAGAGCUUUACCAAAACGGCCUUCUAUCCCAUCCAGUGUAUCUCGUGGAACCAAAAGCCGCAAAUGAAUCUCUUCUCCACACGAGACGAGCGCUUUCAUCGCAAUCAGAAACGGCCCGUGGCCGGCGCAUUUAGCAUGACGGCGAUGCUGGAAAUCGAGCCGGCUGUGGAUUCAUGCACCGAGAUCUUCCUGGCUCAGAUCCGCAAGACGAUCGAUGCUCAGAAGCCCUUCGACCUAGGCAUCUGGCUGCAGUACUACGCGUUCGACGUUGUGGGCGAGAUGUGCUUCGCUCAGAAACUUGGGUUCUUGGAACAAGGACAGGACGUGGACAGCAUGAUCCAGGCGAUUAGCUUUAUGAUCCAGUAUGCCGCUGUAUGUGGUCAGAUUCCUGAGGCUCAUAAUUUUUUACUGGGGAACCCUUUAUUCCCUCUUCUGAUGCCUCAGAUGGAGCUGUGGAACCAGGUCCUAGUGUUUACCUUGAAGGCCAUUAACAAUCGAGGAUCGUUGCAGCGGAACGGAGAGAUGAUAAAAACCAAUACACAGGAGAGAGGGAAGGAUAUGAUGUCUCGCUGGAUGGCUAUGCAUGAGGCAGAUCCGGAGAAACUGUCAACUCGAGAUCUGAUCGUGCACCUGUCGACCAACGUUUUUGCAGGAUCCGACACGACCGCCGUGGCCCUGCGAGCCAUUCUGUACUACCUCAUCUGUCACCCCGAUGCCAUGACUAAAGCUCAGACAGAGAUUGACCGCGCAGAUCAAGCCGGCCAACUCAGUGACCCGAUCUCCUACCAGGAAUCUGUCCAGUAUUUGCCAUACUUUGGGGCCGUCAUGAAGGAGGCAAUGCGGCUGCACCCGUCGAUCGGUAUGACGAUGGAGCGCCGUGUCCCUGAUGAGGGCGUCUACCUGGCGGGCACAUACAUCCCUGGAGGCACCACCGUAGGAAUCAAUCCCUGGGUUGUCCAACGUGAUCCCGACGCUUUCCCUCAACCUGAUGCCUUUCGUCCCGAGCGCUGGCUGGACAGCUCACCCGAGAAGUUGCAAGAGAUGGAAAAGGCCUUCUUCAACUUCGGAGCCGGCUCGCGGUCCUGCGUGGGUAAGGCCAUUUCUCUCAUGGAGAUGCAUAAGAUCGUGCCUCAGCUACUGCGAUCUUUCGACUUUUAUUUGCACAAGGGGAAGCCGUGGAAAGUGCGCAAUGUCUGGUUCCUGCAGCAAGAAGACUUUAUCUGCGACAUAGUUCCACGCAAGCGGCAUCUGUAA
Molecule: messenger RNA, 1580 nt
Organism: Aspergillus steynii IBT 23096
Lineage: Eukaryota; Fungi; Ascomycota; Eurotiomycetes; Eurotiales; Aspergillaceae
Product: cytochrome P450
Exons: 2
Coding region: 63-1580 (505 amino acids)
Molecular function (GO): monooxygenase activity; heme binding; oxidoreductase activity, acting on paired donors, with incorporation or reduction of molecular oxygen
Source: RefSeq, a predicted model, not a curated record